UCGCUGAAAGCUCACCUGUAGCCGCCGAUUAUCAACCACAAUAAAACAGAAUAAAUUACUACAUCUAGAGCGAUAAUUUCGAGCGUUUAGAAGAGACUUAGCAGCGCCGUAGCCUACAUUAAGUAUUUCAAAGCGAAGCGCGCGGAUGGUGGUGAAACAGGUUACCGCGAGCAGACACCUGUGUGUGUGCGUGCGUGUGUGUGCGUUUCCUGCAGAGGACUGCUGGUCCGUCAGACUGUUUAUAUCAGAUCGCGCCAAAGAAGGGUUUUUUAUUUACCAAAGAAAUCAGCAACAGACGACUGAUCGUCAACUGAAGGCACGGCGCAGCGGCGAGUCCCGUGCCGUUCUGCUGAUAGCAAGGAAAGUGUGAACGAUUUACCCUAAUGAAACGCGUGUGCCCAGCGGAGACAGUGCCAGCGGCUAAGUGCUGAGAACGUGGGGGGGGGUUUUGGCCUUUUUGAGGGACCUUGGAAGACUGACAGCGGCCGUGCGGAAUGUAACAUUAACGGGAAUGAAUAAAUAAUUACGCGACUGGUCAGAAGCGCGCAGAUGCCGGAUCUCAAUACGGCGCUGGCCGCGGUUCUGAAGCUCCCGUAUGUUUACCACUGGGACCGUAUAUCUUCUUAUUAACACGUGUGCCGUUGAUGGAAGACAACGUAUAGAGAUCCUAUAGAUCCGCCGAGAAGAUGCUUCAAAGGCUCGACCUUAAGUAUCGCUUAAAAUCUUAAGAGAACUGGGUCAUAUCACAUUCGGUUUGGUUUGAAUUGGAAACAUUCACAGUGGGGCAGUGGAGAGAAUGCAAUAACUCUGGAUGAUAUAGAGAUCGCACACGGACUGAAAUAUGACCGGGAUAUAAUUUCAAAGGGGGGAAACGGAACGGAAAACAAGCCACAUUUCUAAGGACAAAGAUUCUUCUGCCAUGAUGCUGGCGGUGCGUAUUGAUAAACAUACGUGAAUACGGCUCCUCUCUAGAAUACCUGAAUUUAAUUCACGUAGUUUUUCCAGAGGACUAAAAUGAAGCAUGAAACGUAAUCUAGGUUUGAAAGUGAUCAUAGCGGCGGAUUUAGGAUCUCUGGAAACAUUACGUCGAAGACGAGCGCUAUUUUAAAAGAGCAUAAUAUGGUGUUAACAGCUAAGUAAGUUCGUUACAAGUGGACACUUGAAGUACGUUGGACUUUUAAUAUUUUAUUUAAAUCACCGGAGAAAAUCAAUUAAAGAAGACAUGACUCGAUCCUUCAUUUUUGUGAACUCGGUCGUACUGUUGCUCUUUGGAAGUGACCUGUUUUUGGUGCGAGCCAACCGCCCCCCCGCCCCUGUGAACGUGUCGGUCACACACCUGCGGGCCGACUCGGCGACCGUGUCCUGGGACGUUCCAGAAGGAGACGUGAUCAUUGGCUUCUCCAUCUCCCAGCAGAGGCAGGACGGCCACAUGCAGAGGUUGAUCCGGGAGGUGAACACCACGAGCCGGGCUUGUGUGCUGUGGGACCUGGAGGAGGAGACGGAUUACAUCAUCCAGGUGCAGUCCAUCGGCCUGCACGGGGAGAGCCAGGCCAGCCGGAAGGUCCACUUCCGCACGCUCAAGAAGUCCGACCGCUUCCAGUCCAACACCUCCAACCAAGAUGACCCGACGGUGCAGGGCUUGGAUAAGUCCAGGCAGCUGCAGACGGGGGAGAUGAUCAUCAUCGUGGUGGUGCUGAUCAUGUGGGCAGCUGUCAUCGCCCUGUUCUGCCGGCAGUAUGACAUCAUCAAGGAUAACGACUCGUCCAACAGCAAGGAGAAGGCCAAGCCCAACUCGGAGCGCAGUACCCCUAUCCACCACAGCGGGGGGCUGCUGAGGAGUAAGUUUCAGUCUGUGCCAUCUAUCAACAUCAUCGAUGUCUGAGACAAUUCCCACAGAAGGAACCCCAAAUUCCCCAAGGAGGAACCCCAAAUUCCCACAGAAGGGACCCCACAUUCCCACAAGAGGAACCCAAAUUUCCCACUGCCGGAACCUCACAUUCCUACUGAAGGAACCGGAAAAUUCCAACUGCCGAGACCCCACAUUCUCCCAGAAACAACCCUUAAUUCCCACUGCCGGAACCCUCAAUUUUCCACUGCCGGAAUCGGACAUUCCCCACAACCGGAACCCCGGUUUUCCCUCAGAAGGAACCCUGCUUUCACACAGCCUGUGUUCAUCCAGCCUCAACCCACUCCUCUCGCCUCCUCACCCACAUUGUACGCAGUUUUUCUAAUCCUGUGCAUGCAGCCUUUUUAAUCCAGGAGCUGUAAUUCUGCAUAGACACAAUGGAACAUUACGGUCGACCCUUCCAACACAACAUGGCCGCCGGUGCCAUGGCAACAGGAGGCUGACUGGGUCGACUGUGGAUGACUCAUGCGGUCGCGUUGUGAAAGAGCGCGCAGCUCGACACGUUAGCUAGAGAGAUGCAUGCUGGUCAUUACUCUGUGCUGCCGUCAGUGUGUGGUCCGUGAUCUAGCGCCAUUCUUACGUACUAAAGGAAUGCAAGAAUGAUAAUAUUAGAAGUAAUAAAAUGAUAUUAUAGAUGUAACCUGUAUGCUGACAUCCAAUAUUAAUAGGUUGUCUACCUGUGUUUUUCCCCAUUUGUUUGGUUGUGCUCAUACUGUGCCAAACGCCGUAAGACGUGCAAUAAGCCCCAUGUAGGAAUAAAGAGCAUCUAUGCACCGUG
Molecule: messenger RNA, 2684 nt
Organism: Conger conger (European conger)
Lineage: Eukaryota; Metazoa; Chordata; Actinopteri; Anguilliformes; Congridae
Gene: fndc4a
Product: fibronectin type III domain containing 4a
Exons: 6
Coding region: 1223-1882 (219 amino acids)
Molecular function (GO): protein binding
Source: RefSeq, a predicted model, not a curated record